AUCAUAGUGAUUGGUUCAUAUGUGAUAUCCUCGGCGUUUUUUAGCGUGUACAACAUGGCUAUCGAUACUGUCUUCCUGUGUUUCUUGGAGGAUCUUGAACGCAAUGAUGGUUCAGAGCAGAAGCCGUACUACAUGUCAAAAUCGCUAAAGAAGAUUCUUGGAAAGAAAAACAAGAAGGAAUCCGACGACGACUAA
Messenger RNA from Exaiptasia diaphana, 195 nucleotides. Its product is annotated as choline transporter-like protein 4. Lineage: Eukaryota; Metazoa; Cnidaria; Anthozoa; Actiniaria; Aiptasiidae. Gene Ontology annotation, cellular component: membrane. Gene Ontology annotation, molecular function: transmembrane transporter activity. The record is from RefSeq and is a predicted model, not a curated record. Gene Ontology annotation, biological process: transmembrane transport.